AUGCUUUCUAGAACUGUUCAAAAGAAUCUCUUCAAGAGAUCAAACGCUGUUUCUUCAGUUAGAUUUAUCUCUGCUUUCAGCGAAAUUCCUUUAGCUCCACCUGAUAAGAUUCUCGGAAUUGCCGAAGCUUACAACAAGGACAGCAACCCACAAAAAAUUAACUUGGGUGUAGGUGCUUACAGAGAUGACACUGGAAGACCAAUUAUCUUCCCAAGUGUAAAGAAGGCUGAAGAAAAAUUAUUGACCGCUGAAACUGAAAAGGAAUAUACUGGUAUUAUUGGUAAUAAGAAUUUCCAAAAUAUCAUUAAAAAUUUUAUCUUCAACAACUCAGGUAAGGAUGUCAAUGGGGAAAAAUUAAUUAAGGACGGUAGAAUUGUUUCCUCGCAGACUAUCUCUGGUACAGGAUCUUUGAGAGUUAUCGCGGACUUUUUAAACAGAUUUUACAAUACCAAGCAUAUUUUGGUGCCAAAGCCAACUUGGGCUAACCACAUCGCUGUCUUCAACGAUGCAGGAAUCACUUCUGAAUUCUAUUCUUACUAUGACACUUCCGUUAACGGAUUAGACUUUGAAAACUUGAAGUCUAGUUUACAAAACGCUCAAGAAGGUAGCAUUGUGUUGUUACACGCAUGUUGUCACAACCCAACUGGUAUGGACUUAACUGCCGAACAAUGGGAUGAAGUUUUAGCUAUUGUCCAAGAAAAAUCCUUCUACCCAUUAGUCGACAUGGCUUACCAAGGUUUUGCCUCUGGUGACCCAUACAAGGAUAUCUCUUUAAUCCGUAGAUUAAACGAAUUGGUUGUUGCAGGAAACAUUCCAUCAUACGCCUUAUGUCAAUCUUUCGCUAAGAACAUGGGAUUGUACGGUGAAAGAACCGGAUCAAUUUCUAUUGUCACUGAAUCUCAAGAGGCAUCCACUAGAAUUGAAUCCCAAUUAAAGAAAUUGAUUAGACCAAUGUACUCAUCUCCACCAAUUCACGGUUCCAAGAUUGUUGAACAAAUUUUUGCUGAUGAAUCACUUUUCCAAUCGUGGUUAUCUGACUUGAACAGCGUUGUUGGACGUUUAAACUCUAUUAGAACUAAGUUUUACGAAAAGUUGGACAAGACCAACUACAACUGGGAACAUUUAAACAAGCAAAGAGGUAUGUUCGUCUACACCGGUUUAACUAAAGAACAAGUUAUUGAAUUGAGAGAAAAAUACUCUGUUUACGCUACCGAAGAUGGUAGAUUCUCCAUUUCUGGUAUCAACGAAAGCAAUGUUGAUUACUUGGCUGAUGCAGUCAACAAGGUUAUUGCCAAAUAG
This is a messenger RNA of Dujonia railenensis, 1299 nucleotides long. The record is from the annotation of a GenBank genome assembly. Lineage: Eukaryota; Fungi; Ascomycota; Pichiomycetes; Serinales; Debaryomycetaceae.